Octopus bimaculoides (California two-spot octopus) is the source of this 1853-nucleotide messenger RNA. Its product is annotated as deubiquitinating protein VCPIP1. The record is from RefSeq and is a predicted model, not a curated record. NCBI's taxonomy places the organism in Eukaryota, Metazoa, Mollusca, Cephalopoda, Octopoda, Octopodidae. Gene Ontology annotation, biological process: Golgi reassembly; protein K48-linked deubiquitination; protein ubiquitination. Gene Ontology annotation, molecular function: cysteine-type deubiquitinase activity.
GUCCUGGUUUUUCACCUUUUUUUUUUAAGGAAGAGACGGAGCGUCGAGGUGACAACAAUUUCUACUUUUUAAUUCCUUGCAUUUCUUAGUUUGGGGUCUCUCUUUCUCUCUCUCCGAAUAAUAUAAAGAUAUACAGCUAAAUAUUUGUAUUUUUUACCUCAGUUUUCAUUUCACCAGAACUCAAGAUGGGGACAUGGACAGAAGAUCAAGAGAAAGUACUCACUGCAUUUUGUCCUGAUGAUCAGUGUAGGGCCAGCCUUUUCUUUGACGAGUCCAGCGAGACAGUUGAAUGCCUGUUAUGUGGUCAGUUUCACGAAAAGCACACAUUAAAAGAUGUUAGGAAGGUUUCCGAUUUAAGUGAAGUUUUGAAAUUCCUUCGACCAAUGCUUCAGGAGAAACGCACCGAGGAGACGAAAGUCAUGGGUAUUUCCAAUUACGUAUGUAAGCUACUGUCUCCCCUUUUCACACAGUAUGGGUUGGACAGGAAUACACAGAAGGCAAAACUGUUAAGUGAAAUGGGUCAUGGAAACACGUUCAAUUGCAGCCGUCUCAGCUCCCAUGCAUUUCACAUUGACCCUGCCCAUUUGAACAUACCAUAUUAUGGUACUGACUGCUCUGGAAGUCUCACUUACCUCAGCGAAACACUGAGUAUUAUCAAAGCUGCAAAUGACAACGAAGAAAGACUAGUCCCCAUUCACACUGACGGAGACGGCCACUGCCUGGUCUAUGCUAUCUCUCGGGCCCUGAUUGGCAGAGAACUGUUUUGGCAUGCCCUCCGAGAAAACCUUCGCUGUCACUUUCUAGAAAAGCUGGAAGUUUAUAAAAUGCAUUUUGAAGACUUCAUUCAUCCCCUUGAGUGGCAGGAAAUCAUUGCUGAGUGUGAACCAAACUUUGUUCCCCUUGACGGUGAACCCCUCGGAUUGAGGAAUAUUCAUAUUUUUGGACUUGCGAAUGUUUUGAAAAGACCACUUAUUCUUUUAGAUUCAAUCAUUGGAAUCAGAAGCUCAGGUGACUAUUCAGGGGUUUUUCUUCCAGCUUUCUGUGAUCCUAGUGAAUGCCGGGGAAAAGACAGUAAGCUGAACAAACCUUUAUGUAUAGCUUGGAACAGCCAAGGACGAAACCAUUACAUUCCUCUUGUGGGGAUCCAAGGAAAACCUCUUGCUCGCCUACCAAAGACUCUUUUGCAGAAGGCAUGGGGCAUGCCCAAUCAUCUGAUCUCUGAUUACAUAGAGUUUGAUGAAAAUGCCUGUUGUAUUGUCGGGGGUGAUAAACCUCUUUCGGAAAAAUAUAUUCAACAAUUAGUGACGGCAAUGAAGAAAGUGUAUCAAGAGGUCCAUAGUAUUAACCCAUGUUUGGUGGCAGAUGUAUUCCGGUUCAUAUUUAAAAAAUCUGGUGUUGUGGGUGUCAAGCCAGACACGGUGAUCCAGACAGCUAAAAUAUUAAUCCGAGAUCGUCAUCUCUAUUGGUGUAUCAACUGUGAAGCUUUAUGUGAAUUCCAUACAGUGAAAAAGUCAUUAGGUGAUUUGAGCCAUUCCUCUGAAUCAGCCAGAGGCAACCAGCAAUUCCAGUUCCAUGAUGAAAGAAAAGAUGUCCAACCUACAAUAAUCUGUUCCUGUCAACAUAAUGUUCUCCCACACUACAGCAUAAAAGAUACCAUUUUUCCCAGACAGCCAUUUUGUUCUCAUUGUAAAUCACGACAUGUCCGCCUGGUGGACAGCGACGGUACCAUCCAUUUUCUGAAUGCUGACCGUACAAUGUCAAAGUCCAGUCGGAGUAAAUGUGGCUACAGACACUACUGGAAUGGCAGAGAAUAUGACCACCUCCCUGAGAUGUAAGUUAGAAAGGAAUUAUUA